CGGCGUGCGUGUGUGUGCGGCGCGCUGGCCUGGAAGCGCUGGAUUUGUGAGGUGUGCGGACGGGUGCCCGUGAGAGGCAUUGGCGGACAUGGCUCCCAACGUGCCAGCGGCCGAGCCCGAGCCCGAGCCCGAGCAUGCUAAAGGCAUCCGGGCCGUGCUGUUGGGGCCUCCCGGGGCUGGCAAAGGUACCCAGGCACCUAGACUGGCUGAAAAUUUCUGUGUCUGCCAUUUGGCCACUGGGGACAUGCUGAGGGCCAUGGUGGCUUCUGGCUCAGAGCUGGGAAAAAAGCUGAAGGCAACUAUGGAUGCUGGGAAACUGGUAAGCGAUGAAAUGGUAGUGGAGCUCAUUGAGAAGAAUUUGGAGACUCCCUCUUGCAGAAAUGGUUUUCUUCUAGAUGGCUUCCCUCGGACCGUGAGGCAGGCAGAAAUGCUCGACAACCUCAUGGAGAAGAGGAAAGAGAAACUUGAUUCUGUGAUUGAAUUCAGCAUCCCAGACUCUCUGCUGAUCCGGAGAAUUACAGGAAGGCUGAUUCACCCCAAGAGUGGCCGUUCUUACCACGAGGAGUUCAACCCCCCAAAGGAGCCCAUGAAAGAUGACAUCACUGGGGAACCCUUGAUCCGUCGAUCAGAUGAUAAUGAGAAGGCCUUGAAAAUCCGCCUGGAGGCCUACCACACUCAAACCACCCCACUCGUGGAGUACUACAGAAAACGGGGAAUCCACUCUGCCAUUGAUGCGUCCCAGACCCCUGAUGUCGUGUUUGCGUGCAUCCUAGCAGCCUUCUCCAAAGCCACAUCCUAGUAACAGAAGGCCAGGCGAGACUGCACCACUGCUCAUCACCCCACGGCGUGAUCCCUGCUCUUAGGUGCUGGGCAAAGGGGAAGAGUGGUCAGGGUGAAGAUGGAGAGGGAGGGCUGGUGAGGGGCUCAAGAGGAGUAUUUGGAAGAGCAGCAGUGCUGUUAUAGUGAGGCAGAUUCUUUCACACAUGAGUGGUAACUUUAAAGUGUAAGUGAAGGGAAAAAUUAAUUUUAAAAAAAAACACUGUGCUUGGAGGAUAUGGAUAGAAAUAGUGAGGUACAGUAUAAUCUCUAAGGAAUUGGGUUUUCAUUUACUCUGGACUGGUAACAAUGUUUUUUAAAGACAAUGCCCUAAGACCUCAGCUUUCAUCUCCGAACCUCAUGCGUUGCCAGACCAAGAGUACAGGAAAUCAAACUGUUGUCCUAUCUGUCCUGUAGCUUGGAACAGGGAGGGUUUGACUACUGACCCUGGUUCCCCAUACCAUAAGAUCAAGAAACAAUCUUCACAUUUGAAAGAGAUAUGGGAUGUAUUUAUGGGGAGUGGUGGCUCAGCAAAUGAAGUUUAAUGGGGUCGAGGGCAGGGGAGGCCGUACUGACUCCCUUCCUCUGACUUACCACUCAUUCCCUCUACACCUGCUCUCAUGGGUAAGAGCUCAGCAGCCAGCGAGCACAUCCCACAGUCCUGCACUCUUGCCUUCUUUCAUCCACGGUGUGUGAAGGGACCUUUUUAAAUAAAUGAGCAAGUGUCCUAAGCUUUAUCAUCCAAAGAUUGUCAUUCCGUCCUCAAAUCCUGUGACUGGAUCACUCGACAAUACUGUGAUGUAUUACUUCCAAUGAGGUGCCUUUCUUAACUGACCAAAUGCUGCCUUAUUUUGCCCCUAUGUCAAUAAACUGUAUUACAAGUUUGUA
Messenger RNA from Lemur catta (Ring-tailed lemur), 1704 nucleotides. It is a transcript of the gene AK2, whose product is annotated as adenylate kinase 2. NCBI's taxonomy places the organism in Eukaryota, Metazoa, Chordata, Mammalia, Primates, Lemuridae. Gene Ontology annotation, cellular component: mitochondrion; cytoplasm. Gene Ontology annotation, biological process: ADP biosynthetic process. Gene Ontology annotation, molecular function: ATP binding; AMP kinase activity. The transcript is spliced from 7 exons. The record is from RefSeq and is a predicted model, not a curated record. Bases 89 to 799 code for a protein of 236 amino acids.